Messenger RNA from Mytilus trossulus (common blue mussel), 1752 nucleotides. Its product is annotated as piggyBac transposable element-derived protein 4-like. The record is from RefSeq and is a predicted model, not a curated record. The transcript has a single exon. Lineage: Eukaryota; Metazoa; Mollusca; Bivalvia; Mytilida; Mytilidae. Bases 1 to 1752 code for a protein of 583 amino acids.
AUGUCCGACACUUCAGAGGACGAGUUUGAGGGGUUUUCGGCGGGUGAAAUCGAACUUGCAUGCCAAAGAUAUCAAGUACAAUUAGCCCAAAACGGCAUUGGUGAUGAUUUUCUGAUAAGUGAUGUUGAAAGUGAACUGUCUGAUGAUGAACCACAACUUGUUGACGUGAAUAAUGCCGGUGAUGCACCCAACAAUGAUGGAUGGCACCAAGGGUUUGACAUUUAUGAAAGAGGUCUCCCCCAUCUGUUUCAACCCAGAAAUACUACUGGUCCACAAAAUAUAUUAGGCCCAGAGAAGGAAAUAAUUGACUUUUUCCAACUGUUCUUGUCUGACCACCUUUUACAACAGAUAAUUGAGAAAACUGAUAGCUAUGCACAGAUGCAAAAAGAUUUGAAUCCUGACCUAAACAAGUCAGCUUGGUCUUGUCCUUCCUUGCCCGAGAUGAAGGCUUUUAUUGGUUUAACUUUCCUAAUGGGUAUUGAUGUGAAGCCAGAUUUAAAAUCAUACUGGUCUAAAGAUUGUCUGGAAACCCCAUAUUUUGCCACAGUUUUGGCACGUGACAGGUUCAUGCAAAUUAUGAGGUAUCUACACUUUACUGAUCCUCACCAGCGAGUUCCACAAAGAGGGGAGCCUAACUACGACAGUACUUACAAAGUCAGAUACUUUAUGGAAGCUCUUAACCAAAAAAUGAGGGAUCAAUAUAUACCGAAAAGAAAUGUAUCAAUCGAUGAGUGUAUGAUACCAUACAAGGGAAGGGUUGCCUUGAAACAAUACAUGCCUGCUAAACCAACAAAAUGGGGAAUUAAGCUCUGGGCGUUGGCAGAGUCGGACACUGGGUAUAUGUCAUUUUGUAAAAUCUACCAGGGCAAAACAGAUAGAACGCAAGUAGGGUUGGCUAGCACUGUCGUUAUUUCCUGUCUUGAAGGUGCCAAUUUAUCCAGACAAGGUUACCAUGUUUACAUGGAUAACUUCUUUUCCAGUCCUGAAUUGUUCACCAAUUUAUUUGAAAAUCUUGACACUGGAGCCUGUGGAACAGUCCGUCAAAACAGAAGAGGCUUACCACAGGAUUUAAUGACAAAGAAGCCUGUUGGUAUUACACAGAGAGGAGAUAGUCAGUUUAGGCAAAAGGGGGCAAUUUCAGCUACAGUAUGGAAAGACAAGAAAAAUGUUUCUGUGAUAUCUACCAUCCAUGACAACAGCUUGACGGAAGUGAGUAGAAUUGUUCAACAUGAAGGACAAUUCCAAAGGCAGCAACUCCAAUGUCCAAAGAUGGUUGCAGAUUACACCAGCCACAUGGGCGGUGUCGACCGUUGUGACCAGUACAUACAGUACUAUUUCUUCUGUCACAAAACAAAUAAAUGGCCAAAGAGAGUGUUCUUCAAGAUGCUGGAAAUUAUUAAGUUUAAUGCUUACCGUCUGUUACAAAUGUCACCCAAUCACCAGCAAACUACAUCAAUGACCUAUUUGGAUUUUUCUAAAUCAGUUGCAACCCAACUCAUUGCAGGGUAUACCACAAGGGACAACCGUAGGGGGAGGCCAUCUAACCUACCUGUAGAAGUCAGACUAACACACAGACAUUUACCAGCAGAUUUGGGUAACAAGACAUGGUGUCAUGUAUGCUGGCAUAGGGUAGCUAAUGAUACUCAGGAAAAAAGGCGUCAGACAAAAUAUGGUUGCGUAGAAUGUAGCAAACACCUUUGCAUGCCACAUUGCUUUACAGUCUACCACUCAGUCAGAAAUUACACUUCUUAA